Messenger RNA from Mauremys reevesii (Reeves's turtle), 5082 nucleotides. Its product is annotated as beta,beta-carotene 9',10'-oxygenase-like. Gene Ontology annotation, biological process: retinal metabolic process; tricarboxylic acid cycle; carotene catabolic process. Gene Ontology annotation, cellular component: mitochondrial envelope; mitochondrion; membrane. Lineage: Eukaryota; Metazoa; Chordata; Testudines; Geoemydidae. Gene Ontology annotation, molecular function: heme binding; beta-carotene 15,15'-dioxygenase activity; carotenoid dioxygenase activity. The record is from RefSeq and is a predicted model, not a curated record. The transcript is spliced from 14 exons. The coding region runs from base 292 to 2103 and encodes 603 amino acids.
GCGAACCCCGCCUCCCCGAGCGCCCAGCCCAGCGCACUCGGCCGCUCGGGCUCAGUCAGUGCCCAGCUGCCCCCUGGCGGCGGGAGCGGGUAACUGCACCGCUGAUAGGCAGGGCUCGCCGCGGGGGGGCCUGAGCUUCUGUGCGAAGUGCGGACCCUCCCCGCCCCGACGCCCGCGCGCGGAACCGUUAGCGGCCGCUUCCGGCGCGAGCCUUCUCCCCCCACUACCUCCCGGUCCUCAGGGCGGGGCGCGUGCAGCUUGCGGGGGAGGUGUGUGCAAGGGGGGGUAACAAUGACAAGUAACACAGUAAAAGGUGAUGAAAAUAGAAGUAAGCGUAGAAAGGAGAUGGAGAAUGAAGCUUCAGAAAGUCCUCAGUUGUCCUCCCUGGAAAGACCAGACUUGGCUCUUUCUGAAAGCUCACAGUCACUUUACAAACCUGAAGCACUGGAAAAGGUUUUAAAUGUUCUAAAGGACGUUCUGCCGAGCCCACAACAGGAGCUGGUCACCUUCAGCAACCGGAAGGGUUUGCAAUGCAUCUCCCCACUAAUGAGAAGUGUGGAAGAGACUCCUCAGCCCAUCCUGACAAAGGUCAAAGGGCACAUUCCCAAGUGGCUUAAUGGCAGCCUGCUAAGGAACGGGCCUGGGAAGUUCGAGUUUGGAGAGGAGAAAUUUAACCAUUGGUUUGAUGGCAUGGCCCUGCUGCAUCAGUUCCAACUGGAAAAUGGCAUCGUGACUUACAGGAGCAAGUUCCUGCAGAGUGAUUCCUAUGUGACUAACAGCCGGCACAAUCGGAUCGUGGUCUCAGAGUUUGGAACCCUGGCUAUGCCGGACCCGUGCAAGAGCAUCUUUGGGCGCUUCAUAUCGUGGUUUGAGAUGCCACGGCCAACAGAUAACUCCAGUGUGAACUAUGUGGUGUACAAGGGAGACUAUUAUGUCAGCACCGAGACCAACUUCAUGCGCAAAGUGGAUCCAGAAACUCUGGAAACCAAGGAGAAGGUGGACUGGAGCAAAUUCGUUGUGGUGAAUGGAGCAACAGCCCAUCCACAUUAUGAGCCUGAUGGGACAGCAUACAACAUGGGCAACUCUUAUGGGAAACAUGGUUCCAGCUAUAACAUUAUUUGGAUUCCUCCGCAGAAGUCAAACCGCGAUGACACUUUGCAGGGAGCAAAAGUUUUGUGCUCCAUCGCUCCAGCUGAGAAGAUGAAACCCUCCUACUAUCACAGCUUUGGAAUGAGUGAGAACUACGUGGUCUUCGCUGAGCAGCCCAUCAAGAUUAAUCUGUGUCGGGUCAUCACAUCCAAGUUCCUUGGGAAGCCCAUUGCUGAUGGGAUAAACUGGGAGCCGCAGUACAAAACCCGCUUCCACGUGGUGAAUAAGCACACGGGAGAGCUGCUUCCGGGGCAGUUUUACAGCAAGCCAUUUGCUACUUUCCAUCAUAUCAACGCCUUUGAAGAUCAGGGCUGUGUGGUCCUUGACCUCUGCUGCCAGGAUGACGGAAGGAGCCUACAAACUUACCAGCUCCAAAACCUGCGCAAAGCUGGGGAGGGUCUGGAUCAGAUCUAUAACUCGAUAGCCAGAGCUUUCCCCCGCCGCUUUGUUCUACCACUGAAUGUGGAUUCAAGCAUGCCCGUGGGGCAGAACCUCAGCCCCUUGUCCUACACGUCAGCGAGUGCUGUGAAAGAGGUGGAUGGGACGGUCUGGUGCAUGCAUGAAAAUCUCCAUUCAGAGGACCUGGAGGAGGUAGGGGGCAUGGAGUUCCCCCAGAUUAACUACUCACGGUGCAACGGCAGGAAGUACCGCUUCUUCUACGGCUGCGGCUUUCGGCACCUGGUGGGGGAUUCGCUGAUCAAGAUGGAUACAGAAACCAAGAAAAUGAAGAUUUGGCAAGAGGAUGGAUUCUAUCCUUCGGAGCCUGUGUUUGUGCCAGUGCCUAAAGCCACUGCAGAAGACAGUGGAGUCAUUCUGUCAGUUGUGGUCACACCCUCGCAGAACCAAAACACUUUCCUGCUUGUCCUGGAUGCAGAGACCUUCAGCGAACUGGGCCGCGCAGAAGUCCCAGUGCAAAUGCCUUAUGGAUUCCAUGGCAUCUUUGUCCCACGUUAAUGGAGAAGCCUGCUACCUCGAACUAGAAGAUCAGUGUGAAUCUCUGCUUUUCCUUUCCUUUCGCUCCUGCAUUGUGCCUUUGGUGAAGGAACUGCCUCUGUAGCCCCCAAGCCUGUUCUCUGUGCUGCUGCAGUAUUAUUAAUACGUAGUGAAUGGGUCUGAAGCUAAUACUGCGCAAGGCGAUAGCACCUUCUCCAGAAGAGCCCACUGCUUGGCUAACUCCACUGCCCUGCUCUGCCGGUCUGCUGUAACCCCCAUGCUGCCAUGAGCUGGGCAGGCAAGGGAGGCAGCAGGUGCCCAGAGAGCCUACUUCUUCCCAGCACCAAUGUGCUCUGAGCGGGAGAGGCAAGUCAGCAGCUCUGCUCAGAGUGGUGGCUUUGGCUGUAGUGCACAAAGCGAAAGGCGAGACAGGAUCAAGGGAAGGAGGGAAAAAUGCCUCUUCCGAGUCCCAAGUGUGCCACUGCUUCUUCAGGAAACUGUCUCAACUCAGCCAGGAAGAGCAGAGAGGGUGCUGCCCCACUUGGCAGCUGGAAAAGGUCAGUUCCAGUUUGUGCAAACAUCACAACUCAAAGAAAAAGGAUGAUACCACCUUCCAUGCUGUCAUUGAAACCCUGCAUAUGCUAACCAUGCCAUUGCCAUGCACCCCUAGUGAAACCAGUGUGGGUCAAACACCCCUCUAUUGUGUCCCUGCCACGCCCCCUGGUGAAACCAGCAUGGGGCAAACACACCUUGACAUAUGCCCACAGCAAAACUAGUGUGAGUCAAACAUGCCCCUGACACUUUCCUGUCAUGUCCCCCAGUGAAACCAGCAUGGAUCAAACAUGCCUCUGACAUACCCCUGCUACUCCCCCCAGUGCAACCAGCAUGAGUCAAAUGCCCCUGCCAUGCCCCCACCCCAGUGAAACCAGCAAGAAUCAAAUAUGCCCCCACACCACAUCCUGUCGUAAAAUCAGCGUGGGUCAAACACAUCCCUGUCACACCCCCGUUAUGCCCUUGACAAUCCACAGUGAAACCAGCAGGUGACAAACACAGCUAUUUUUAUUUUUCUGCGUAGGCACACUUAGAGGGCAUUGCAUCAAUUGACCUUCCUCCGGUCAAAUAUAACUGUCAUUCAUUCAUCUUUCAGAUAGAUGGGCAAGUCUCUUAUGCUCAGAUGCGUUAGUUGUGGUGGGAUGGGUGAAGAGGGAACAGGUUGGUUGGUUGGUUGUGGAGGCCACAUACAGCAGCUUAUCUGUCUGGCUGUACUAAUAAAAGACUGCUCCCCGUGAUUGGUACCUGGGGAACGGGCUCCACUUCUUGCUCAGGGACUUCUCGGCUCACACAUUUUAAAGGCCAGAAGGGACCAUUAUGAUCAUCUCUUCUGAGCUCCUCCAUAACAUAGAGGGCUCCACCCAGACAUUUCUGCAGUUGUUCAUGCGUACGCAGGUGCAAGGGGCAGAAAUCCAGUAUCCUGGGCAUGUAUUGCUUCAGAAAUACUACACUACCCCCCUUCCCUGAAUAAAGAGCCCAGUGUCUGCCCCUGGACUUUGGCGGCUGGCGUUCACUACACAGAAGCUAGGCUGCUCUGCUGUGUACCUAGCUCCAAAGCAGCAUGUAGGCCAAAUAAAGAAACAGAUUAGCGAAUUAGCACAGUAAUUCAGAUGCAACUCUCCCAAAAUAACAAGCGCUGUCCCGAGGCUGAUCCUGCUACUCAACUCCCCCCAUGCCCCAGAGAAAGCCAAGGAGGAGCAAUGAGCUUGAAACUAGGGUUGUGGCAAAGCCGGGGGAGAGUAUUCCAUAGGCAACGCCACCUCUCCCUGCAAACACUCUAAUCCAGCCCUUUCCAAAUUAAACCAGGCCUUAGCUUGGGCCCUCAGAGCCGUCUCAACUACUGCAAAUAGCACCCACAAAUGAAUGGGCCCCACGGACGGAAUAAGUGUAGGGGUCUCCAGGACAAGGGAAAGCAGCUGUGACUGGAGGAAGCUGACAUCGCCCACGUCCUUGUGCCGGAGGUCCUUGGAGCAGGGACAGGCCAUGUCAAUCCAGCCCCUUAGCCCAGGGCUAACAAUGAAUCCAACAGGUAACACUAAAUGGUGAGGAGACACAGACGCCAGGGAGGGCUGAGAAAUCCAAAGGCUCUAGGGGCAGGAAACAAAAGAAGAUUCAACUUAGGCUAACACAUUUGUGGACAAGUAACCCAACCCACAGGUGCUUAAUGGGAAGGAGAAAUCUGGGAGCAAGGGUACUGAAGCAGUCCAAGAUGUGUCUGUAUGUGGGCGGGGGAAAGAUGCUUGCAGCCUGCGAAGCAGGCAGCUAAUGACAUGAGUUUGGUCUCUUUUGCAGACGUCUCCCCUGGCAGAGAGAUUCUGAGCGGGGGUUGGGAGGAGAGUGCCCCUCUUUACAGGGCACUGCUAUUGUCACACCUGAUAUAUAGCCCGUUCAGUUCUGGCCAUCCCAUUACCAGAAAGGUAGCCGUAAAGUGGGAGAGAGCUAUGGGAACAGCAAUGAAAAUGGUUGAGGGGCCAGAGAGGUUGACUAUAAGGAAAGAGCUCAAUCAAUAGAGCAGGGCUCAGUACUAACUGCAGGAGGACAUAACCUUCUACUACUGCUAGCAGGGAGGGAGGGUGAGGAAUUAGAUCAGACCAGAGAUCCAUGGGGGAAUAACUAGGAGCAAUAGAUGAAAUAAAGCAAAGGAAAACUGAGUCCUUUCACCAUUUCCCUUGGGAGCUUUUCCUGGUGCAAAACCCUAGUGGCUGAGACAUGAGACGGGACAAAACACUAGCAAAGGGCCGCUAUGAGAUAUUAGGAAUUUUCUCAUCUCUCAUCCCCCUUUGUUCAAGUGUCAGGUGCACACGUUAAAGGCACAUAGGCUGGUAGGUCAUACAGAGGGAUUGGAUCCAGACCCAUAGUUGUAACAAAGUCUGGUUCCACAUACAGUGAGAAUCAAGCUUCUCACAGUGAUAAAACCUAUCCCCAGAGAAGAAGGCAGAUGAUUGAAAC